This is a messenger RNA of Drosophila ananassae, 1718 nucleotides long. It is a transcript of the gene RanBP3, whose product is annotated as ran-binding protein 3. Gene Ontology annotation, cellular component: cytoplasm; nuclear pore. NCBI's taxonomy places the organism in Eukaryota, Metazoa, Arthropoda, Insecta, Diptera, Drosophilidae. Gene Ontology annotation, molecular function: GTPase activator activity. Bases 127 to 1500 code for a protein of 457 amino acids. The transcript has 2 exons. The record is from RefSeq and is a predicted model, not a curated record. Gene Ontology annotation, biological process: protein export from nucleus.
AGUGCAGCGAUAGUCGCGGUAGAAUUUACCCACACUGGCUUAGCCUUUGCAGAGAACGCUCUUUUCGGGAAAAGAUUUGGCAAUUUAUAUUUACAAAUUGCAGAUAACAACCUCCACUUCUUUGCGAUGUCUGAAAAUAAUGAAGCGUCAGUCGAAAGUAACUGUUUCCGAGGUGGCUUCACGUUGAAGGCCUCACGACUGGGCGGCGCCGUUCUUCGUCCGGCUGUCCUGGCUAAUAGUAGCGGCUCCAACAACAGCUCCACAUCGCCGACCCGCCAUGGUGAAAAGCCAGAGGACGAUGGCCUGCAGAACAAUCCAUUUCUGCGGGAAGCCAAGGACGAGGAUGAGGAAGAGGAUCCGGCCCCGGUGGCCGAGUCUUCCAGCGAAAAAGCAGGCGAUAAAGAUAAGGAAGAGGAGGUCGACGAGCGGCCGGAUCCGCUGACCAAGUUGCGAAGCAACGGCAUUGAACGUUCCAGCAUGUUUGGGGCAGCUAAGACUAACAUGCCCCACGUACAGAGCAGUGGCUAUGUUUUUGGCCAAAACGUACAUGAGCGCGUGGUGGCUCCACUUCCGGAGCAGGCCACCAUUGAGCCGCCGAAGGAGGCUGAGGCAGCCGCAUCCUCGUCUUCCUCCUCCGUUUCCCUAUUUUCAAGUGUCAUCCAGAACGCCGCACAGACCACAGAUUCCAGCGAGGCCGCUGCCUCAUCCUCCAGCUGCAACAGCAGCAACAAUAAUAAAGAGUCUGCUGAGGCCAAGAGCCUGAACGAUGUGGCCCGCGAAUACGAGGAGAGUCGCGCCCAGAAACGAAAGUACGAGGAAGUGGAGACCUUCACCGGCGAGGAGGAUGAGAGCAACAUCGUCGACGUUAGCUGCAAGCUAUUUGCCUUUGUAAACAGCAACUGGGAGGAGCGCGGCCGAGGAAGCCUGCGCCUUAACGAUUCCAAGAACGGACGCGGUAACUCGCGCGUUGUCUUUCGCACAUCCGGCAAUCUGCGCCUGCUGCUCAACACAAAAGUCUGGGCUGCCAUGGUGGCGGAGCGAGCCAGUCAGAAGUCCCUUCGACUCACAGCCAUCGAUAAUUCGGGUGCCGUAAAGAUCUUUCUGGCGAUGGGCCGUCCGGCAGACAUAGCCCAGCUGCACAAGGCCCUCAGUGAGCGGAUUGCGCAGCGUAAGAUUUCGCAUCCCGAGGAGUGCUCCGUGGAAGAGACGAAAAACGGUGUAGGCUCCGAUUCAUCCGCCAGCCUGCAGCCAGAGUCGACGACCCACGACGAUGAGGAUGAGGAGGGUGCUACAGGUGCUGGGCCUGGGCCUGGGCCAGGGCCGUCGAGAACUAUUGCCGCUGAGGCGGACAGCAACGAGCCGAGCCCCAAGAAAGCACUUGUUCAGCCAGACAGCAGUGCCGAUGUUCAAGUGCCUAGGAUUGGACAGGGAGAGGAGGGCAAUGAGGAGGUGGACGCCAAUGCCGAAGCCGAGGCCAAGGAGUCCCUGGAUCAGAAUUAACCGCCGCUUGCUCUUGUUUUUUUUUAUAUAUUAUGAUUCUUACUUGAAAAUCCCACACACACAACAAACCAACCAACCAAUAAUGAUUAAAACGAGCCGUGAAUUAUUAUAAAUUAAUUAUAAUAAUUUAUUAAUAAUUAUCAUUAUUAAAAGUAAAAUAAAUGAAGUGCUGAUUUGUAAACCCGUGAGCAGCGUCUACAAAAGACAUUUAUCCAUUA